CCCUAACCUGAAUGUCAAAGACAAUUUUUAAUUCACAAAAAAAAAAAUAUUUGCUAACAUCCUUGUUAGAACCAGAAUCAGCUGAUGUAAAAUCUGAUUUAAUAAAUUUACUUUAGAUUCUCAAUAAACCUAGAAGUCAUUCACAUAACAUAUUUAAUAGUAAUGAAUAUUAAUUAAUUAUAGAAUUAACUCCAAAUUAAGAACUUCCAUAGGGUAUGUAAUGAAUAACUUUUACUAGGACCUAUAUUUGAUAAGCAUGGAAUUAUUGAGAGAUCAAUAGUUGGGAAACCAGAUCUAUUUUAUAAAGUAAAAGAAUAACAGAAGGUAGGUAUUAAAUUUGUUAAUCAAACAAACAUAAAUAAUACUGCUAUGAAAUUUGUAAGAAGAAUCAGUUCACGAAAAUCAACUAAUUUAUCAAAUAAAUAAUAGUAGUAAUAACAAUAACAAUAACAAUCUGAACAUACAUAAAGGAUUGAAUAAACAAAACGAAACAAAGAUUUUGAUAUCGUUUCGAAAUAAGAUUUAAUUAAAAUCUGCCGUUUAAUAGAAGUAAAUGAGUACUUAUUAUUAGAGUAGGAUCUAUUAAAACAAGGAAUCAGAUGAUCAAUUAAAUACUAAAUAAUCAUAAUUCAGAGUUUAAGAGUUAAAAUUAAAUUAGCAAAAUAAAGUAUUAAAUAAAUACGAAUGUUAACUUAAACUUUGGAAUGAUGAGAUAUCUAAAUCUGUCAAUACAACUAAUCGAAAUUCUAAUGAAUCUAUUAUCAAUAGUUGUUCAUGUAUAAAUUAUAUAUAAUUAUUAUAGAAUUCAGGAGAAAGAUUGAAUAAAUUUAAUUAUAAGAAGCAUUAAAGCAAACUUAAGGAGAAAAAACAAUUAAUUAAUGGUAUAUGUCAUUAAGACAGAAUGUAAAUAAAGAAGAAACAGUUUAAGAAAACGAUCAGCAUUAACCGGUUUUUUAAGAUGUAAAUAACAAAAAUACUUUAUAUGUUGAUCCUAAAUAUAAAUAACUUGAAAUAAUUAGGUAACCCAGCUUUUAUAUGAGUUAAUAAAAUUCAAUAAAUAGAGAUUAAAGAGUUAAGUUCAAUUGUACUAAUUUAUCAUUUUAUUAAUAAUAAUUACCAUAUUUUUAAUUAAGUGGAGUUAAUGAGGAGAAUAUAGAAGAAUUGAUAAUUGAAGGUUUGAAUAAGUAUAAGAUGGAAAAAGAAUAUAUGUUAGAUUAGGCAGAGAAUUAGAAAUUUAGAUUAUAUAAAUAAGUGGAGGAAUAAUUUGUUGAUGAAAUGAUUGAUGAAUGA
This is a messenger RNA of Paramecium sonneborni, 1290 nucleotides long. Lineage: Eukaryota; Ciliophora; Oligohymenophorea; Peniculida; Parameciidae. The record is from the annotation of a GenBank genome assembly.